AUAAUUGUAACUGUUAACAAAUUGUUUUCCAACGAAAUUUAAAUUGUUUCCAAGAAGGAGCAAAACAAGACGAGGUCAAAGACAAUCAGAGACAAAGGUCACAAGUAACAAAGUGUCCGUUUAACUUGAAACUUGUAACUUACGAACAACAAUAUUGACCAACAAUUUGAAUUAGUAAAUCAACUAAUUAACUUAACGGUUAUUGGUUAACAGUUAAUGAGAAUGAUUAUAAUCAGUCUCUAGAUGGAAUCACUUGUUUACUGAUUGACCAUUGAAGACCAUUGACUUUUAACUGUUCACCUUAAUCAUUUUCCAACUCAUUGUAAUGUUAUUGUUUUUUUUUCUUCAAUUUUUGUUAAUUGUCAACCGAGAUGAUUAAUUUUCUGAUACAAAUCAUUGAUUGUUAAUCUUAAAUCGACUGUUACUCUUGACUCUCUUUCUCUUUCUCUUUCUCUCUCUUGAAUAAUCAAUCAUAUUUACUUUUCCUUUUCCUCUGUUUUCCUUAAUCUCUAAUCUUUAAUCUACUUCCUUAAUCUUGUUGUUGCCCCUUUGAUUUAGUUUCUUAUUGUUUACCAUUGAAUCAUGUGUGAUAUUUUAAAGACUUUGGUUAAUGAAUUACAUCACAAUUCCAAUUGUUCUGAUAAACAAUUAGAUGGGAAAAUAAUUUGUCUAUGUAAAUAUUGUGUCUACUCUUAUGAUGUUCAUGGUGAUCGAGGUUAUUUCCAACAAUUUGCUGAAUUGUCUCUUUACUCUAAUUUCAAGUCAACUUUCGGUGAUUCUUGGAUUAAUCAGUUAGUCACCCUGAACGAGAAUAAUUAUUCUGGAAAGAUUUUAAAAUGUCUUCAACAUGAUGGAUUAAAAUCAACAAUGGAACAACAAAUCAAUGAUUUGAUCACUGGUUGUACUUUUAUAGGAAGAAAAAGUUUAAUCAAAUCUCGUCUCUAUUGUCAACGUUCAUUUAGAUUGUUCAAGAAAUGUGAUUAUGUAAAUGCUUUAAAUUAUGUCAACAAGGGAUUAAGAUUUGCUCCCAGAAGCGAGGAUAUUGAAGAUGAGGAUGGUAAAGAUGCUCUUUCAUUGGCAUUCGGGUGUCGAAGUCACGUCUAUUCAAAACUUGGACUUUUCUAUGAAAGUUUUCUGGACACUGUGGAUGCUCAUAAAUUUGCCUUUUCGGAAGAGAUGAAAAAAAGUUUAACUGAUUCAUUGGAACGAAUGAAACAUUCACUAAUCACCCAAUUUGGACCAUCAAUUUUAAUCGGAUUGGAUCUUCCGCCUUUUGAUCCUUUCGAUGUUUAUCUUGAGUCAAUUAAUUCUGAGAUCGAUGGUGCAGUUGGUUCGCUUUACAUUGCUUUCGAACCAGGAAAAGGUCGGACAAUUAAGACCCAAGAACCAUUGAAAGCCAUGGACACCGUUUUAAUUGAAGAGCCUUAUGCAGUUUGGCUAAUUCCCGAUUCGUAUUCUAAAUAUUGUGCUCAUUGUCUUAAAUCAAUUGAACAUCGAUUCAUUCCCUGUAAAGGUUGCAUCUAUUUAAGAUAUUGUUCAAUUGAUUGUUGUCAAGAGAAUUGGAAACUUUGUCAUUCCAGUGAAUGUUAUUACAUGGCUGUUCUUAAGGAUUUUUCCAUUGGCUUUUUAGCUCUUAAAGUAAUUUUAAUUACGGGAGUUGAUCAUGCACUUAGAGAGUACAAAUCAAGGAUUAGAAAUGAUUGUAUCAAGUACACUUAUAGAGCGUCAAUUAAAAAUCGUUUCGCUGAUAUUUUAACUCUAUUGGGUCGAGAGGAUCGAGAUAACUUUUUAUUAGCAUCAACCAUUUCUACUGCCACUUAUCUUAGUUUAUUGUCUAAAGCCAUCGGGUUAAUUGGUGAUGAAGACUUAAUUGAUUUCGGUGGUCUCAUCUUGAAAUUGUGUAUGAUCAUUGAUACCAAUGGAUUACCGAUUUCCAAUGAACUUCAACAAAAUUCAAUCGACAAUGAGCCGGAUAAUUUUUACGAUUCUGUGAUCGGUGUUGGUUUAUAUGCAACUGCUUCACUUUUAAAUCAUUCGUGUCUCCAUAAUUGUGAACCACUUUUCAUUGGAACUAAAUUAAGAUUAACAACUAACCGGAAUAUCCGUCAAGAUGAAGAGUUAACAAUAACCUAUGGAUGUAGCGCCGUUUCCCUUAAUUACUAUGAAAGACAGAAAUGGCUUCAAGAAAAAGCUUCAUUUAGAUGUUAUUGUGAUAUUUGUAAUCUUCAAAUUUGAAGCUCGAAAAUUGGUUGAUUGUUACUCGAUGAAAUGUACAAAAAUUAACACGAGAAAAGGAGUGAGAACGGAAACAAUUACGACAAUUCAAUCUGACCAAAGAUCUUUGUUUUUACUUAAUCAGCUGAUUUCAUCUUUCGUUUUUUAAUAAAACUAAAUAAAGUCUAUUAUUUUGUUGAAAUCACAAUCAAAA
Messenger RNA from Panonychus citri (citrus red mite), 2428 nucleotides. RefSeq names its product SET and MYND domain-containing protein 4-like. The record is from RefSeq and is a predicted model, not a curated record. NCBI's taxonomy places the organism in Eukaryota, Metazoa, Arthropoda, Arachnida, Trombidiformes, Tetranychidae. Gene Ontology annotation, molecular function: protein binding. The transcript is spliced from 3 exons. The coding region runs from base 583 to 2235 and encodes 550 amino acids.